This is a messenger RNA of Ruditapes philippinarum (Manila clam), 3362 nucleotides long. RefSeq lists its product as uncharacterized. NCBI's taxonomy places the organism in Eukaryota, Metazoa, Mollusca, Bivalvia, Venerida, Veneridae. Gene Ontology annotation, biological process: monoatomic ion transport. Gene Ontology annotation, cellular component: membrane. Bases 9 to 2276 code for a protein of 755 amino acids. The transcript has 10 exons. Gene Ontology annotation, molecular function: extracellular ligand-gated monoatomic ion channel activity. The record is from RefSeq and is a predicted model, not a curated record.
CAGGUAUCAUGCGACCUGUACAUCUACUAACACCUCCGCCUUUCACAACCACCACAACACCUACUCCAGCGCCUGACACAACAACAACAACACCUACCCCACCACCUGACACAACAACAACAACAACACCUACUCCUCCGCCAGACACCACCACAACAACACCUACUCCUCCGCCAGACACCACCACAACAACACCUACUCCAGCGCCUGACACAACAACAACAACACCUGCUGCGUCUCCUAUGCCAUCCCCUUCUCCGUCCCCGUCUCCUUCCCCAUCACCAAGUCCUGCAACAACCGCUGAUCCGGGAUGCAACCAAGCGUUAACAGCUAUAGCAACAACACAGUAUUUCACGUCUCUAAACUAUCCAUAUAACUAUGACAGCAAUAUGAACUGUGAAAUAACGAUCACCUCGCCAACUGACACGGCAAUUGUUUUGACAUUUUCGGCAUUCAGCUUCGAGUAUGACAGGUAUUGUACAUACGACAAUGUGGCAGUUUAUGAGUAUUCGACGGCGGAUGGUUCCACAACACUAAUUGGCACUUACUGCGGAACUACAUCACCGGGUACCAUACAAAGUUCAAACAAUGGAAUGAAAGUUGUCAUAUACAGUGACGGAUCAAUUCAAAGUAGUGGAACUAAUGUUGGCUAUAAUUAUGUUGACAAUUCCUACCCAGGAUGUAAGUCUGGUUAUACUACAUAUACAGCAGCAACAUUAGGAAAGGGUACUGCACCAACCAUAGCAAAUGCGAAUAAACCAUACUUGAGCAAUCAAGACGAGUAUUUCCUUAUAACUAAUCCAGGCGGUACACUUGUUCUACAAUUGACUGAAAUGAACCUGGAGAGAGGAUCUGGGUGUAUUUACGACAGGCUUAUCAUUUAUAAUGGUGCCUGUACAAAAGACACAAUAUUAGACACACAUUGUGGAACCUUCUUAAAGAGAUGGGAAAUAACUGCUGCCACCUCCAGCGAAUAUCUCGUACAAUUUCAUUCUGAUGGAAGCAUAAAUAAGAACGGAUUCACUUUACAAUAUUUUCUAGGUACCGCAGCAACAGGGGCUCCAACCACCACGACUACUACAAUAGGACCGCCAGUUUCCGCCGAGGUUAAUCUCAUCAAUGAUGUGCUGACAAACUACAGCAGUGCCAACUUUCCAGUCAGAAAUCUCUCGUAUGCUGUCGAGGCAACUGUGGAUCUUUUCUUGGCAGGGGUCAGCAGUUUAGACGAGGUGCAGCAAAAGUUGACGACGACAAUGCAGUUUAAGAUUACGUGGUCAGAUGACAGUAUGAAAUGGCCGACUACCAAAUUGUCCGGAAUCUCGAAAAUCCUUAUGCCACAGAACGACCUAUGGAAACCAGAUCUUGCUUUAUUAAACAGUUUUACCAAGCUGAGCUCGAUGGGAAGCAAAUUCAUGUUUAUCGUGGUAGAAAACACGGGUCUCUGCACGUGGAAGCCUUACCAGAUUCUGGAAAGCACGUGUCAGGCCGACAUGACAAAUUAUCCAUAUGAUACACAAAAUUGCGAUCUCAUGUUUAGUACAUGGUCCUCUACAACAGCCCAGGUGCAAACUAUCAUUGGCACCUCCGGCAUGCAAAGGCAUGAAAAUUUCGUAGAGAACUCAGAAUGGAAACUGGAAGGAAUUUCCCAAAGAAAUGAAACGGUGAACGGUCAACUUGCAGCCGUGUUUACACUGACUCUUAUACGGAAUCAUGCAUUUGUUGUGUUCUAUGUAACAGUUCCGGUUAUUUUGCUCUCGUUAUUAAAUGCGCUUACAUUCGCUUUACCAGUAUCAGCUGGAGAAAAGUCUGGAUUUGCGAUAACGGUGUUCCUGUCAUUUUUGAUCUACGUCAUAGUUACUUUUCAAAAAAUGCCGGACAGUUCAGAUACAAUUUCACUGUUUGCAGUCUACCUGCUGAUUAUGACGGGCCUUAGUAACCUAACUGUUAUUAUUUCGGUGUUGGAAAUUCGGAUGAUUGAGCUAAAGACUAAACAUAAACCAUUGCCACAAUGUACUAUCUCAUUUACGAAAUGGAUUCUAAAUUUACAACAUAAUAUGUUGUGCAUAAAGGAUGAGAUGGAUGAAAAGCGGUACGCUGAAGCUCAAAAUGAAGCAAGGAAUGUUAAACCGGAAAGUGAAGAUGAUGGUGAUGUUGAAGAAGAUGAUACUGCUUGGCCUGAAUUUGUUUCCGCUUUAGACUUUACUUGUUUUUGGGUGUUUUUUCUUGUGACAGUUUUGCUUGCCGUGUGUUAUAUGUCAUAUCUAGCAACACGAUGAACAUGGGAACAAUGCUCAAAUAGGUCAACAUAAGGUUCAGGUUCUCCUAUAAUAUGUUACGCUUAAACUACUGUUGUAACAUUACUUUGGGAGUAGUCAGGGUACCAUGAUAGGGCCUUGAGUAUUUCCUUGAGGCUAAGGACGUAAUCUUUUGCAGAAAAAUAGACAAUGGUUAACGUAAUAUGCUUGAUACACAUAAUAUUAAUGCUCUACCAUUAUAGUGAAACUUAUUGUUUUGGUGUACGCUGAGAUUUAAAAUAAAAAAAACACUUUUUUUGAAGUGUCAAAAAAGAACAAAGAAAAAAAAACAAACAAAACCUGCAGUUGAUCAUUUGUAAAGCGUAAAGUAUUCACGUUUUGUAAACAGUAUAUGUGUUACGCAUCGAGACGAUAAAAUAUUGCUUCAUGUUAACUUCAAAUGUUGAAAAGCAGGAAUAAAUCAAGGAGAUUUCUUCAAAUAAAUUGAAUACCAGUACGUAGGAAUCAAUGGAAAAACAAAACCAUUUACUUUUCAGUUAAAUUGAAUUAAGUUUACGUUCAGACUCUAAUUGCGCACCAUAUUUAAUUUAAAAAUUAAUAGGACAUAGUAUUAACCGAACUGUUAUUGCCUAACUUUUUAUCAUUGAUUGUGACAUUUUGGCUAGUCUUCAUAUAUUUUAGCUGAAACUACACCACAGUGUGUUGUCUUAAAGUUUCAUUAUAUUUACAUAUUUGCAUAAUUUCUACUACAUGUACAUGUACUUCGUUAAUCAAUUCCCCCACAGAUUCUAUAAGAACAGUUAAAAAAUGCAAAAGGUUUAAGUUUAUGGCUAAUAAAAUGUAUCUAGGAAAGUCCUAGUAUUUCAUUAAAAACAGCAGAAUUUAAAUUUAAUUAUUUAUUAUUACUUUUGCAUGAGCACGUCAUUAAUUAUAUUAUAAGGGCAAACAUAUGAUGUUUGGAAAUGCAAGGGACCUUUAUAAAGAGUUUUUUUAUUGUUCUUGUUUAAUUUGCAUUUCACACUUUUUACACUGUUCGAAUAAACCGUUAUUUGUGAUUUGUAUAUACAACAAAAAUAUUGUUAAUAAACUUAUUAUUUAUGAUCGUAA